Messenger RNA from Beta vulgaris subsp. vulgaris (sugar beet), 2940 nucleotides. RefSeq names its product probable Histone-lysine N-methyltransferase ATXR5. The transcript is spliced from 6 exons. Bases 1400 to 2530 code for a protein of 376 amino acids. The record is from RefSeq and is a predicted model, not a curated record. Lineage: Eukaryota; Viridiplantae; Streptophyta; Magnoliopsida; Caryophyllales; Amaranthaceae. Gene Ontology annotation, molecular function: protein binding.
UAUUCCUUGGUUUACAACUUCCAAAGAGAAAGUGAUAUGUGUAAGUUGAAAUGUAAAAUUCAAAGAGUUCAACUAGGUUUAAAAUGUUUGUUGAAUAUGUGGCUUUCGACACAUGACAAUCUAUGAAAAAUUAUAUAUAAUUAGUGUUGCAUAAGUGUGACUAAAAUUUAGAUAAUGUUGUCUUUUAAACAAUGCAAAUUCUCUUGAAAGACCGUCUAACGAUAAGCAAUUGUCAGACCAUUGUUGGUAUUUGAUAUUUGCAACCCAUCAUUUACUUCCAAUAUUUUCAGCCCAUGCAAUACCUACCUGAUUAAUGCAAUCCACUAGUAUGACCCUCAUGAAAGUAGCCAAAACACGAAAGCUUACCAUAUUUUUCUAAUUCGUAUACAUUUUGCAAUUAGUUAACUUUUUUUAAUUAUAUAAUUUAGUCAAAUUAUAGCACUAUUUCGGAAACAAAUGCGCGCGACUAGUUGCGUAACAUCAUGCUGAGGUCAUCCGUCUGACUGAUAUGCGCUCGUAAACAGUCGGACACUAGACCUAUUGUCUAAACUAAGUAUUGCUCAUAUAGUCGUAUUAUACGAAAUCGUUUUGCGAUUUCAUCACAUAUUUGUUUUCCUUAAACUUAGGUGUAUAAUCUUUAUGAAACAAAACUUAUAGCAUAUAUAUUUCCUAAAAUGUCAAUAUCUAUUAGAUUAGAGUCUCUUUUUACUUAUAAAGUAAAACAUCAAAUCAUUUUACAAUUUUAAUGCUUUGAUAUCCCAUCAAAAAAAAACCUAAUACUUUGAUAAAAGUUGUGAUCCACUUUAUUUGUACUUUCUUACUAACCGACGUUUCGCUUUCAUUACGUAUAACAGAAAGAGAAAUAAAUAAAACUGGAAUUUAUGUAUAUAGAACAAGAUCCACAAUUUUCAAUUUCAUACUUGAACUUUUCAAACACCCAUUUCAAUUAUCUAAUCUUAAAAAAAACAAAAAUAUUCUUCCAAGUACCUUCCCUAGGAUUUUUCAUAUAAAAUUGCACAAUUGUUGUGAGUAAUUUUCUUUCACUCCCCUACAACCUAACAUAUUUCAACGGCUAAAAUCUCAACAAACACAAUAAAAAUACUUUCAAAUUUACUAUAAAAAGAAAAAAAAAAUCCCCCAAAAAUCAUAAAAACAAAAACUUUUCCUCUUUCAAUACCAUCACUAACAAAAUCAAAUUUAACCAUUUUCAAUAAAUUUCAAUUUUCCACCAUUACAUUACAAUGCAAUUCCUUAACAGAAUCAGCUUCACCACCAUCACCACCACUAAAACCCCAUUUCCCACGCUCUAAUAAAUUCGCCCAAAAUUAAGCUUCCAAAUUACCCAACCCACCAUAUUUAGAGACCUUAAAAUCAAAAUCUAACACAAACCCAGUUGAAAAUGGCACCUUUUAGCCCGACCCAAAAGUUUUUCCCCUUGGUUCAUCGGACGGCGGCGUUCUCGCCGGAAAAUACGCCGGUGACGGAAAAGAUGAAAUUAAGAGAGAGAAAGUACAAAACAAUGGAGGAAAUAUUGGCGAAAGCAAAGUAUGCGGUGGUAGAAAGAGAAGAUUAUUCGGAUGUAAAGUGUGAAGAAUGUAGGUCAGGUGAAAGUGAAGGAGAGAUUUUAUUAUGUGAUAAAUGUGAUAAAGGGUUUCAUAUGAACUGUGUUCGACCCAUUGUUGUUCGGGUACCCAUCGGAUCCUGGCUUUGCCCGUCUUGUUCGGGCCAUCCACGUGUAAGAAGUUUGUCGCAGAAGAAGAUUAUAGACUUUUUUAGAAUUCAGAAGUGUAAGGGUGUAAACUACGAUUUUACUUCUUCUCAAGAUUCCAAGAAACGUCGAAGACGCUCUGGCACAUUGGUUUGUUAUAAGAAGAAAAAGAGGAGACUGCUACCAUUUGUUCCAACUGAAGAUCCAGCUCAAAGGCUGGAACAAAUGCGUUCUCUUGCUACAGCUUUAACUGCACUGAAGAUGGAGUUUUGCAAUGAACUAACCUAUGUGCCUGCGAUGGCUCCAAGAUCUGCUAAUCAGGCAAAAUUUGAAGAUGGGGGAAUGCAGGUGUUGUCAAAAGAGGAUCAUGAGACGGUGGAACAAUGCCGAGCUAUGAUCAAAAGAGGCGAAUGCGCACCCCUAUUGGUAGUUUACGAUUCAUGUGAAGGAUACACUGUUGAGGCUGCUUCCCCAAUCAAGGAUAUGACAUUCAUAGCAGAAUACACUGGAGAUGUGGAUUUCAUAAAAAAUCGGGAACGGGAUGAUUGUGAUAGUUUAAUGACCCUUCUUCUUACAACAGAUCCAUCUAACAGUUUGGUCAUCUGUCCUGACAAACGUGGAAAUAUUGCUCGAUUUGUUAGUGGCAUCAACAACCAUACUACGGAAAGUAAGAAGAAACAGAAUCUUAAAUGUGUGAGGUACGAUGUAAACGGUGAAUGUUGUGUUCUUCUAGUUGCUACCCGUGACAUCGCCAAAGGAGAGAGGCUGUACUAUGAUUAUAAUGGGUACGAGCACGAGUAUCCGACUCAUCAUUUCAUUUGAGGUCCUGCAUAGAGGCUACCAUCUAACUUGGAAAGCAGUGACAUCCUUGUAAACCUGGGUUCAUUGCAUCAAAUUGGGGGUAAUUUUAUUCUCUAGUUAUUAUUGAUGCACAGCCAACAUUAUUUAUUCUUCCCCUUUUUUUCUCCUAUAAUUAAGUUCCUUCUGAUCUCCUUCUCUAGAUUUUGUUAAGUUCAUGAGAUUUAUCCAGCCGAAAUUUAUCAUGAUUUUCUAGGGAAAUUUUAGAGGUCCACGACGUGGACAAGAGAACUAUAGAUCAGCUGAAAUGUAUUUUUUGGGAUUAUGAUUAUGAUGGAUGGUUUUUGGCUGGCGCACAAUGUUGAUGACCAUCCUGAUUUGGACCACAGAAAACAAUGAAAAUGACUCAAUUUUCAUCUUAGCUUUCUCUUCAA